CUCGACCCGACUCGUAGCUCACCCACAAACACCACCAUCAUGCCAGCAGCAACAGGACCCCUCUACCCCGUCACGGGCUUCGACAUUAGCUCGCUCAAGGGCGCGACGCUCAUCAUCCCCUCCGUGUCCCUCGGCAACGUCCCCCAGCUCGCGGCCGACCUCAUCGUGUCGUCGCUCGGGCUCAAGCGCGUCGCCUUCCUCGGUACAGGUAACACGACUGCGCCGUUCGCCGGCCGCGGCGAGGACGGGCUCGUGACUGGCGGUCUUGAGUUGUACGGCGCUGCGGGCCAGCCCAUCUUCGUGCUCCUCCAGCGCGCCCCAACACUCAAGACCAAGAAGGACGCGCACGUCGAGCUCAUUUCGGCCCUCGCGCACAACUACGGCGUGGACGUCACACUCGUCCUCACGUCGCUCGACGCAGCCAACCAGGACGACGCGCAGCUCUUGACACCACACCAAGCCGUCGUCCCGCCAACGCCGGCACCGCACCCUGUGCUCGGUCGCCUGGCGCAGCUCCCAGCCCUCCGUCUCACGCUCGAGACGAACACCCGCGCACCCGCAAAGGAGACGACGACGUAUCCGCCCUUCCUUCCCGGUGCGGGGCUGACGCGCCGUAUCUUGGCUGCUGUCGCUGACGUGCCCUCCGGCGCCGUCUCUGCGUGGGUUGUCGAAGGCGACAACCGUGGCGACGCGCACGCGCUUGCUGCUGUCGCUCUUGGCGUGCUUGGGAUUGAGACGCAAAUCACCGAGCCUUCGACCUGGAAGGGGCUCUUCGGGUCUGCUGACGGGUGGAGCGGUGGUUCUGGGCUCGACGCCGAGAUCUACGGCUGAGGAGACAGACAUCUGAUGGGAACGGGACAGCGCCGAGUUUCCUUCGGUGGGAACCAUUCCAACACAAAGGACCUGGCACGGGCAUCUAGACGACGGUGCCCGAGAGAUGUAGCUACGGCAAGCUGUGGCAUGGAGCCGUGCCACAAAUGUACACUUUAUGCGCGUUGCA
Vanrija pseudolonga is the source of this 1000-nucleotide messenger RNA. It is a transcript of the gene psmg2, whose product is annotated as Proteasome assembly chaperone 2. Bases 40 to 831 code for a protein of 263 amino acids. Lineage: Eukaryota; Fungi; Basidiomycota; Tremellomycetes; Trichosporonales; Trichosporonaceae. The record is from RefSeq and is a predicted model, not a curated record. The transcript is spliced from 6 exons. Gene Ontology annotation, cellular component: nucleus; cytosol. Gene Ontology annotation, biological process: proteasome assembly.